GUCUGUAAACCAAAGAAUAGAAAAGCUAAGGCAAAACCUUGAAGACGUAACGUAGUGCACGGUAUAAAUAACCGUUUUGGAAUUUCAAUUUUAGUGUGCGGUAUGCACAAAGAAGCAUGCCACUGCUUAUAAAUGGAGUGAUGCUUGAAGAUGUGCCACCUGACACAAGGACCCUUUUUGAAGCCUAUCCCCACUUUAAGGAGGUGACAGCAGCACUUAUUGCCCAAGUUCCCAAGGUCAUUGGCCCAGUUGGUUUGCUUUAUGUUCACCAGAGGGAGUAUGCAGUAACCUCUCCUCAUGAUAAAAACAUAACUGUCUUAGGUACAGAUGACACAACAACCUGUAUCAUGGUGAUUCUUAAGCAUACAGGCUCUGGAGCAGUGGCUCUGGGUAACUUUGACGGUUGUGGGAUGGAACAAGGGGUUGCCAAUAUGAUUCGAAGAGUACAAGAGUUUUCUAUGAAUACACCAGAUGGCAGACUAGAACUUCAUCUUGUUGGUGGUUUCCUUGACAGUCGAGGUUAUUCUGAAGAUCUGGCUGUCAGGUUAAUAUAUACAUUUAACAAGCAACCAGUUAGUAUACAUUUAGUCACAGCAUGUAUUACUGAGUUGAACAAUUCUCUGAGGGGGAAUAUCAACUGGCCAGUCAUUUAUGGGAUUGGAGUUAAUGUAAAAAGUGGAGAAAUAUUUCCAGCAACUUUUCCAGACAAGGGUCCUGAUGUACCUUUAAGGUCAACAAGAUAUUUCACAAGUUGCUACGAUAUGCUUGAUGUCUAUGACUACAAUUUGGGUCUUCUGAGAAUUGGACCGUUCAACUAUGAACCAAUGAGGGGUGUUGAUCUGUGGUUGUCUCAAAGUGAUGAGUUUAUUCUUCAGCACCUCUCAACAUCUCCUGAAGUUCAGCCACCACAUUUUGUUCUGCAGGUGAGAGCAACACUGAAAUUCAUUCAACAGAAUCCCUUUCCUGGUGUGACAGUCUUUCCAGAUAACCGACCACAUUUUUUUAGGAAGGAUGAAAGUGGAGCCUGGGUUCAAGUAUGUUACUGAAACUGGAGGAAAAUUCAGUUUGAGCAAAGCCUCAAAUUCUGUCUCCUAGAAAAAAAAAAGGGAUGUUAUAUAAAAUAAAGAUAAUUGUAAGUCUUGCUGGUACAAGGUUAUGAGGAGAAUUACAUUGGUAAACACUAGAUCAAAUGUAUUAAUUGUGUCAUGACACUGUUAUGAAUAUUAUCAGUCUUUACAUCUCUCAUUCAUUUUAGGCUAGUUUUGUAUAAUUACAAGUGAAAAAAUUAUUGUUUCUAGUAUUUAUUGAAAUUUUUUAUAUGAACUGAAAUAAAUAGCGUAAAAUAUUUACAUUUGGAAAUAGAUGUAAAAUGUUAUGGUCAUCAGAACUUCUCAUGGUGUGUAUUAUUUCAGAAAAAUCUUUUUUUUUCAUUCUCGUUAGAAAAUACGCUUGUUUUCUUAUUAAUGGCAGUUUGUUUAAAAAAUCCACCAUGAAAUACACACUUAAUCUCUGUUUUACUUUCAUAUGUAUUUUAUUGCAUCUACUGUUUCCAUGGUAAUCCUCCAACAAAAAGUAUGUUAUCGUUGGUCUUCAUUUCGUUUGAAGGUCAUCUAGCCUCUUUCAUGAAUAUUCCACUCGAAAACAUUCCUAUACUAUGAGCAUUUAUGAAGUUUUUAUCAAAUAAUCGUUUUGAGAUUAUUUACUGUUUUUUUGAUAUAUAUAUAUAUAUUUAGUUAAGUAACCAUCUCUAAUAAAUGGAUACUUGAGAAACUACUUUUAGGAAACUAUAUUGUUGUCAGUUUUUGAAGGAAAAAAAAAAAGGCUGCUAAUAUAAAUACUUGUUGAUGUUUAUUAUUGUGAGUCUAGUGAUCCUUGUAGUUGAAUAUGAAUCAAGCGAUUCUAGAAUACUUGAAAAACCUUUUGAACUGAACUACUUUUAUUUUUAAGGAUGUUGCCCUCCCAGUGGACGUAAUGCUGAUAGCCUAUUGUGUAGCUUUGCAUUAAAACAAACUUUUAAAAAAUGCUCCUUCUCUGAAAAUUAUAUUGUUUAAAAAUACUACAUAUUCAUGAAUUAAUUUUCAGUGUGCUUUCUUAAUUUUCUUUCUAGUAAACAUGAGAUACAAGAUAAUGUAAUACACACAAAACGUAAUGAUUCUUUUGUUUUUAUAUAUUUUUUUAUACAGGAUUUCAUUCUUUAUUCUGUAAUAUUAAUACAUUAGCAGACUUAAAUUUCUCUUACAAGUUGUGUAUGAAUACCAGCAUAACAUUCUCAAUUUAAGUGAAGUUCCCACCACUUUAUUAAAAUUAAUUUCUUUCAAAGUUGUCGGUUAGAACAAGAAGAAAAAAGAUAAAACCCAUAAGACAGAUUUUUAUGGUUAUUUUUUCUUUCAUUUUGUUAUGCUUCAGCAUUUAGAAAAAGUCAUCUGUUAUAUUUUUCUUUCACGUUUGUGCUAUUUAUUGAAAUUUCACCACUUUCUUAUCAGUAUCCUUAUUGUAAAUGAUUAAAAUAAGUUAUGUAUGUGUACGUUUUUGAUCAAAUCUAAUUUAGGUGAGAUUGAAAAUUAACUAUGGUAAUUAUAGGAGGUUUCCUAUUGGGUACAGUUUAAAUAGAUAUUUGUUAUGAAGGGUUAACAAUAAAUUACAAAAACAAUCUCUGCAAUAAAAGUUGCUCAGUUUAAAUAACUUGAAGUUGUUGCAAUGAAAUAUGAAUGUCAUCGUCUUUAGCUUUCUAAAGUUCAGUAUCUUUGGAAGACUGAACAAUUACAAAGGUUGCAAGAUCUCUUAAUUUAAAUUUAAAAGUAGUGUUUGAAGAUAUGUUUUAUAAUGAUGUGUUUUUUAAAACCUUAAACAAUUAGGUGAUUUAAAAUAACUGAUGUAUAAGCUACUAAUACAUUACUGUGAAUUAAUAUUAUCCUGACCUUGUUUAAAGGUUAUUAAAUUAUCAGGUUUAAAACAAAAUGCUCAAGAUAUUUUAAUAGAUUUGUUAAGUGAAGUAAAUACAAUGUAAUUUAAACAAAUCUCUCCACUUAUAGUAAUUGAAACUACUAUUUAAUGUAGCACAGCACGUGAUAUAAAAGGUAUUGCUUUUUAAACAGUUGUGGUGCUGAAAAGGCAUGUUUUAGACUACUAUUAUGUCUGUUGUACCCAAGCCAAUUUGAUAAGUCCUAAUAUUGGGCAAGGGACGUUGUUGGCACUAGAUAUAGAAGGUGUAGUGUGGUUGUCAUAUUAUAACUUCAGACAUUGUUAGUUUUUAUGAAUUUACUUUAUCUGUAUAAAUAUGAGUAUCAGACACAUUUGAAAGUGAUGCCAAAAAAUUGAAAAUAAAGGAUACUUGCAGAGGCAGAAAUUAAAAAACUUUAUUAAUGAAAUCUUUAAGUUUCAGCUGGAGUUUUAGAAAAGAAUUGUGAAAAUAUCUAGAGCUACCAUCUUUAAGCCUGUGUAAUGGGUUAUUCUAAAAAAUUUAUGCUACUGGAAAAAAACAAAACAAAAAAAAACCUAUUACAUGUAACACGGGUUGAAUAAUUUGUUUUGUUGAUGUCAUUCAAAAUAACAUCAACCUUUUGUUUAAACUAAGAAGAUGGCAUAUAUCUCAGGACAAAACUAACCUUUUGACAGGUCUGGUUAUGAGUAACAAGCAUUUUAGAAUGACUUGUAAUAGUUGUAUCAUUGGUGACAAGUGUCCUUAACCAACCAUAGUAAUGCAAAUAAUACAUUUAGAGUUGUUUAUAAGCCCUCUGUCAAUUUAAGAAAAACAACAAUAACCCAAUCAUUUCAGGUAAUAGAUUUUCACUAUUGAAUAGACUUAUUCCUAAUGAAUCCUUGAAGAAACAAGUUGUGUAAUUGGUCAAAAGUACUCAAAUUUUAAUCUGAAAGUGUUCCCUUAAAUUUCUUUAAUAUAUGAUACCUUUGGUGGUAAGUUGGUUCAGUUUACCCUCCCUUUGUUGUGCACCAGUCCUAAAUCCCUAGAGGACUUGUAUAGGCUGCUCAUGGCUCGUGAAGGGCUCACUUGGACUGUUUGAAGGACUAAUGUGAACUUCAUUUUAACUAUGACUUCACUUUAUAAAGGUUCUUUGUUUUCUUUUAAAUGUUAAACUUUAAGCUCUGUUGCUGAAUUGUGCAAUUCCUGCUAAAAGAUUUUUGUUUGUUACUCUAAUAAUUGUUAUAAAGUUCUUCCAUUUGUAUUAUUGCCGAAGCUAUUUUGGAUGUACUUUAGUGCAUGUGAGAAUGACCUGAUAGUCAAGUUUUUGGUUUUGUAUGACAUUUUGUAUAAAAGAAUAAAAGAUGGCUGGAAAUUUCAACCUUAAUUUAAUUUAAAUAUAAAUAAUGGCUACUGAGGUUAUCUAUGUGCUGUUAAUUUUCUUUUAAGAGUAUUGUUUCCUUUUCAUAACAAACAUGAAAUACAUCAGUAACUAAGUUUUCUUGUUUUUUUAAGUUUUUUUUUUAAAUCGGUUCAAAAUAAAAAACUGGCUUUAACAUGUAUCUCCUUUGUUUGACUACAUAGUGAUAUUCAGAACAAGACUAAAAUGUAAAGAUGAGAUAGAUAUUGAAUUGGAUCAAAGUACUGUAUAAAUUACCUUAUAACUCAAGGUCUAUUUGAUAUGAGGUAAAAGAAAUGCACAAUAUUUAACUGGGUUAACUCGUUAUUUUCAAAUGGAAUAAAUGCCAAGCUAGUUUUAUAAAAUAAAUGCAUAGUUGAAAUAAGUAUUUCUGCUAACACUUGUGUUAUAUGUAUUCCACUUUGUUUCGAUAAACCAAACUGAUGCUUAUUAACAAUGUAACCAUCAAACAAUUGAUGCCUUUGGAAUCACUUAAAAUAAUAAAGCAGUUUUUGAAAUAUUUUUUAGUUGUUAG
Limulus polyphemus (Atlantic horseshoe crab) is the source of this 4851-nucleotide messenger RNA. It is a transcript of the gene Ntan1, whose product is annotated as protein N-terminal asparagine amidohydrolase-like. The record is from RefSeq and is a predicted model, not a curated record. Gene Ontology annotation, biological process: ubiquitin-dependent protein catabolic process. Gene Ontology annotation, cellular component: nucleus. Lineage: Eukaryota; Metazoa; Arthropoda; Merostomata; Xiphosura; Limulidae. The coding region runs from base 117 to 1046 and encodes 309 amino acids. The transcript is spliced from 11 exons. Gene Ontology annotation, molecular function: protein-N-terminal asparagine amidohydrolase activity.